AGUGCCUAGACUGUGCCGAUCCAUGGUUCAACAAUGACUUCAUUCAUUGUGCCAAUCAUUGCGGGAAUGCCGAACCUUAUCUUGAUCAGACCAUGUCCCCGACAAAUUGCAUCACGGAUAUGAACGCGUUCGGAAGCCAGUGUCUCCAUAUUGCUGAUAUAAAUCCAGGAUCUGGUGUACUCAGCUUCGGACGCAUAUGCCCUAUUAUUCUCAAGGCACCAAAGUUAGACCGCUUCAUAGAUCUGUUAUUGUUCACUACAGCAUCCCAACAUGUUCGAAAGCAUUGUCACUCCACAGCUACAUAAUAGACAGCCUCAGAUCCCGGCCCGAGCUGUCCCCGCACCACUCGUUGCAACAAAUAUCAUCGACAUCCGGACCGACAAGUCAGAGAACCAGCUACGUCAGUCCCUCGAGGAUUGCAUCCAUGAUGCAUGUCACGGAGAGGCCGCCAUGCCCGAGCUACUGCUCUGGGACGAGAAAGGUCUUCGAUACUUCGAAGAUGUAACCUACGCUCCAUCCUACUAUCUCACAAGCGAGGAAAUUGGUCUCCUCGAGAAAUACAAAUACCAAAUUGCCAAGAACAUCCCAUCAGGAAGCAUGCUAGUCGAAUUAGGGAGCGGCAACCUCCGUAAAGUCAAAAUCCUCCUAAACGCCCUCGAUGAACUCGGUCGAGAAGUAGAUUACUUCGCACUGGACGUCUCCUUCCAAGAGCUUGAACGAACCCUCGGCGUGGUGCCCCCUGGUACAUUCAGCCACGUGCGCUGCUUCGGACUCUUGGGAACCUACGAUGAUGGGCGGGAAUGGAUGCAGCUCCCUGAGAUUCGAUCACGAUCGAAAACAAUCAUCUCCCUGGGUUCAACACUAGGCAGCUUCCAGCGUCCCGAUGCCGCGGACUUUCUAGCCAGCUUUGUCGGCAAAGCGUCCGGAAGGAACACAUCUCUCUUGCUUGGAUUAGACGGAUGUAAAGAUCCAGAACGAGUGCUGGCCGCUUAUAAUGAUCCGGAGGGUGUGAAUCGUCGGUUCAUCAAACACGGGCUUGAACGGGCCAAUGAUAUCCUGGGAUAUGAGGCAUUUGAUCUUGAGAAGUGGAGUGUUACCGGUCGAUGGGAUGCAGAGCAUGGGAGUCAUAAUCAGUAUUAUUUGCCCUCUGGCGAGGUGGCUCUAGGUGGAGCGAUUGUCCCGGCUGGGAGAAGUAUCUUGGCGGUGCAGAGUCAUAAGUAUGAUGCCGAUGACAGGGAUGCGUUGUGUCAGAGAGCUGGAUUGGAUGCUGUUGAUGCGUGGGCCUCGGAGGAGAAUUAUAAUUUGCUUUUCUUGCGGAGUCUAUAGAACUAACGGACAUGACUAUGAUUUGAACACCGCAGGUGGCAGAAUCGCCAUUGUUAUAAUGGGUUUGAUUUCAAAAGGUUUUUUUAAGAGAGAGACAGGGGCUCAUUGGGAAAUGAUAAACUUUAUAAUCAUAAUUCUCUAGUUUAUUGGGAAGUGGUACAAUUCGAUGUCAAUGCAUUUCGUGUAUCACAUCGCCGUAUCUUCUCUCCAGGAUUCCUAUUUUUCACAAUUCACGUUAAUAUGUCACUGGAAUUAUAUAACCACAGUCGAACGAUGAGUCCU
This is a messenger RNA of Aspergillus sclerotioniger CBS 115572, 1608 nucleotides long. RefSeq names its product class I SAM-dependent methyltransferase. The transcript has 3 exons. The record is from RefSeq and is a predicted model, not a curated record. Bases 271 to 1326 code for a protein of 351 amino acids. Lineage: Eukaryota; Fungi; Ascomycota; Eurotiomycetes; Eurotiales; Aspergillaceae. Gene Ontology annotation, molecular function: methyltransferase activity.